UCCAGGUGCCCGCCAACUGCUUUGGCUGCCUAGAUGCGGCACGUCCCCACCACGCCUUCUCCUGGUCUUUGCGCCAGACCUCGAUGACCCGCAGAACGAUUCAUUUCGACCUCGACAUCCAUUUUCCUUUCUCGGUCCUUCCACUGAAGCGUCUGUCGAGCCUCGCUUGGAUGCGCCGUCAUGGCAACGAAUCUUCCUCCGCCGGCUGGCUCCCCGCCCCAGAAUGUGGAAAAGAUCACUCAAAUCGCCCAAGAUUAUGAUUACAACCCCUCAGUGCCCCUCCGAUAUUGGCUGCGGACCGCAGCAACGCUAGUCCGAGAGGCUCACAUUUACGAACGAGAAGGACAUGACGAACAAACCUAUCUACUCCUGUUCCGACACGCCCAGCUAGUACUAGUCAACCUGAGCAGCCAUCCCGAUGCCAAAGACGAAGCAAAUCGCAAGGCGUUGAUGGAGGCCGAGAAUGAAGUGCGGCGGAAUCUCAAGAAGCUGGAGACAUUGAAACCUCGCAUCAACAAACGCUAUGAACGCUACACACAAUUGAUGCGGGACCGUCAAUCCCGUAUUCCGCCUCGUGGAACUCCCCAUGCUCCUUCCAGCGACCGGCAGCCUCAUGAUCCCGCCCUGGCGGGCGUCGCCGAGCCCUUAGAAGCCGGUGAGAAUCGAGACUUGGCGGUCAAGCUGGCAAGGACCGAAAUCAGUCGACGGGCCACGGUGCGGAAAGCCUUCCGGCAGGCAGGAAUUUCCCCGGAAGAAGAGCAGCAGCGCCGGGCGGCUGGUGUUUGGGGGGAUUGGGAGAGUGCCGUGCAUCAGAAUGGCGCCGAAGCCGACAAUGACCUGAGUCGGCGGAUCCAGAACAUCCGGGUCAAUAUGAACGACGGGCAACGGCCGGACCAUCGUGUACCAAACGCGAAGCAAUCCACCGCUCUGCCGCUGUCAACGACAUCCUCCACGUCAGCCUACAAGUAUCCGACAGUGCCUCGUCAGAAACCACUGGACUUUUCGCCGCCUCCACCCGCCAAGGUCCUGCGCGAAGGGAUUUCUCGCCCCGAGGCGCCGGCGCUGCCUCCCAAGGAGAGUCUCGAGACCGUGUUGAAUAGAUCGUCGCCGCCUCCUUUGCCUGAUAAGGUGUCUCCAGGGACUACGCCAACGCCUCCUGUUCCGGCGAAGACGCCGCCGGUGGCGGGCAAUGAUGCCCGCCCCGAGCUCAAUCCCUCCAGCUUUACCUUCAAGCCAUCCGCCUAUCUCGAAAAUGGCACUCCUCUCCGUACGGUAUUUCUACCGCCAGAGCUGCGAUCCCAUUUCUUGGCUCUGGCCUCCUCCAAUACCCGACGCAACCUGGAAACUUGCGGUAUUCUCUGUGGGACCCUGAUCUCCAACGCUUUGUUUAUUUCCAGACUUCUCAUCCCAGAGCAAACAUGCACGUCGGAUACCUGCGAGACCGUGAAUGAAUCGGCAAUAUUUGACUACUGCGACUCGGAAGAUUUGAUGGUGCUUGGCUGGAUCCACACGCAUCCGACGCAGACCUGUUUCAUGAGCUCGCGAGAUUUGCACACUCACUGCGGAUAUCAGGUAAUGCUGCCAGAGAGCAUUGCGAUUGUUUGCGCCCCCAGCCAAACACCGGACUGGGGCGUCUUUCGAUUGACGGAUCCCCCGGGCCUGAAGUCCAUCUUGAGCUGUACGCAAAGUGGGCUAUUCCAUCCUCAUCCCGAGACUCAUAUCUACACGGAUGCCCUUCGACCGGGACAUGUUUUCGAGGCCAAAGGGCUGGAGUUUGAGACGGUCGAUCUACGGCCUGAGGGAUCGUAGUUGCCAUCAUGACCUCUAUCUUCUGUUCAUCUAAACCAGCAUCUCUUACGAGUUACGAAAGCCAUUGAG
Molecule: messenger RNA, 1878 nt
Organism: Aspergillus steynii IBT 23096
Lineage: Eukaryota; Fungi; Ascomycota; Eurotiomycetes; Eurotiales; Aspergillaceae
Product: putative endosome-associated ubiquitin isopeptidase (AmsH)
Exons: 2
Coding region: 181-1809 (542 amino acids)
Biological process (GO): protein K63-linked deubiquitination
Cellular component (GO): endosome; membrane
Molecular function (GO): protein binding; K63-linked deubiquitinase activity; metal-dependent deubiquitinase activity
Source: RefSeq, a predicted model, not a curated record